UAGUGAGGGUGGCGAAGUCUAAUGUUACCGUUCACAAUGUAGGAAGGGGGAAAAUGGCCUUUAUAAUCGCCGGGCAUUCACUUCACAAAUAAUGAAAUAUUGUGGAGUGUACUUACUGUUUGGGUGAGCACAGCAGGCAACAAUGAACCUGUCGCAAACAGCAAUGUGAUAACCUGAGGAAGAGUCAGUGGACCUGAAACGUUAAAUCUGAUUUCUCUCCAUAGAUGCUGCUAGGCCUGCUGAGCUUAUCCAGCAACUUUUGUUUUUGUUUUUGUUUUUGUUUCUGAUUUACAGCACCUGCAAUCACUUCGGGUUUUAAUGGGAUAAUUUUUUUUUGUGUGAUGAUGGUUCAGGGGAAAUGGUGAACUCCGAUGCCCCUUUUUGAGGUAACUUCAUGUCCCGUGAAAUACACUGCCUCUGACCAGUGUCAGGGCUUGAGCUCUCCACCGUCAAAGGAAUGGGAGGAGAUGAGUAACAAAGUGAGCUGAGUUUUCUGUAGUAUGCCUCAGUUGCACUAUAAUAACAAUUAACUUUUCAAUUCCAAAUAUGACUCUAUGAAACUGAAUAACUGUUGUGGGUGCUCCUUUGCAAUGCAGUCAGGAGAGGAUAGCGAUAAGGAGUAAAGUAAAUCUGUUUUUCACAAUCCAGUUGAAUUCAGCAGUUGAGAUAAUGAAUGAACUGAUGUUAGAAAGUGUAAAGGUUGUAGUUCUGUCUAAAGAGAAAGCAUAAUAACAAGUCUUUUUUGAAAAAGGAUGUUGGGGAUGUAAUAAUUGACCUUGGCUCACUUAGUGAGAGUUCAACAGUUGGGGCUGAAACUCUACUGUGGGUUAGAACAGUGCAGUAACUGAGGGAAGGACUGUCCUUAGUGUAUAACACUUGUAUCUCAAGUCUCAUUUACCUGCUCAGGUGGAUUUUUAACAAUUUCAUUGGGGAAUUUUCUUCCUUUAAAAAUGCCAUCCAAUAAAUCUGUGUCCGAUGCCCCAAUCUCACAGUUCCUGAACUGUCAUAUUCUAAAGGAUCACAAGUUACAGAGGGAGGACCUAUGGGUCCGUGAGGGGAAGAUCCUCAACCCGGAGAAGCUGUUCUUUGAUGAGGAAGGUUAUGCGGAUGUUCGGAUUGAUUGUAAGGGCAGCAUCAUCGCCCCAGGCUUUAUCGACACGCAGAUCAACGGGGGAUAUGGAAUUGACUUCUCGACAGCCACAGAUGACAUUAAAUGUGGGGUAUCCAUGGUUGCUCAGAGGCUGCUAUCCACCGGAGUGACCUCCUUCUGUCCAACACUUGUGACCUCCCCAGUCUCCAUCUACCACCAGGUUAUUCCUCAAAUUGAGGUACAGGAUGGUGGUCCCAGGGGAGCAGGGAUUUUGGGUCUACACUUGGAGGGUCCAUUCAUUAGCAAAGAGAAGAGGGGUGCACAUCCUGAAGAAUAUCUGCAGAUAUUUGAAAAGCACGGGUUCCAGGAUUUGUUGGCUACGUAUGGCUCCCUGGACAAUGUCCGAAUUGUCACGUUGGCUCCUGAACUCGAGAGGAGUGAAGAGGUUAUCAGGGAACUGGUCCGACGUGGGAUCUGUGUCUCACUGGGACAUUCUGUCGCCAACCUGUUACAAGCUGAAGCCGCAGUGAAACAAGGGGCCACCUUUAUCACCCACCUCUUCAACGCCAUGCUGCCCUUUCACCACCGUGAUCCAGGAAUUGUGGGCCUUCUGACUAGCAAUGAGAUUCCUGAUGGACAAUCCAUAUUCUACGGAAUGAUUGCUGAUGGGAUCCAUACGAAUCCUGCAGCUCUGAGAAUCGCAUAUCGAGCGCACCCCACGGGAUUGGUCCUCGUGACCGAUGCGAUCAUGGCAAUGGGACUCCCGUCGGGACGACGCACAUUGGGGCAGCAGGUGAUCGAAAUUGAUGGGCUACAUGCCUAUGUUGCAGGGACCAAGACGCUGAGUGGGAGCAUUGCUACAAUGGAUAUGUGUGUCCGACACCUCUGGCAAGUUGCAGGCUGCUCAAUGGAGCAGGCGCUGGAAGCUGCUUCACUUCGUCCUGCUGAACUACUGGGGAUUUCACAGACAAAGGGAACCCUGGAAUAUGGCACUGAUGCAGACCUGGUGCUGAUGGAUAAGGAGCUAAAUGUCAAAGCAACGUACAUCGCAGGGGAAUGGGUGUGGAAACACUGCAAGGUUGCAAAGGAGUUGGAAAUGGGCACUGAAUAACAAGUAGGUCCAAUUUGAGCCAGUGAGAUCUGAGACUGAGUGAUUCCUGAUUGGCUGGAUGAUUACAACAUUAAACUUGGACACGCUGGACACGAGGUUCUCUCUGUGCACAGGCAUGUUUUCCGUUCUCAGCUUCUGAGGUCUUCAAUCAUCUGUGCAUUUACCUCGGAUCUGCUAAAUUUUCAGUUUAAAGUACCUGCCUCUGUUGACUCUCUGAUGUCGCACUUGUACCCCUCAAGAAGAUAUGGGUAAAGUUCCUCUGCCUUUAUACUGGAAGCAGCUACCGCCUUGAAUUACUUGAAUUUUGUCUAAGCAAAGUCUAGAUUUUAACUUGAGCAUUUUCUGCAGGGAUGGGAGGCAAAGAUACUGCUGGGGGGGAGUGGAACUGAGUGCUUAUGUACUAACUCACUCAACACUUGACCACAUGCAACUGCUUGCUUUCCAAUUCUGGUAAGGGGUUUAUUUCUACUCAAGGUGGUGUCCCUGAACGAAGACGACAAAGUGGCUGAGAUCAGAGUAUUUUCAGUAUCAAGUAUUCUAUUCAUUCUAUCAUGCACGCAUCUACACAAGAUGGUGCAUGUGCAGCACCUCAAAUGUGUUGUGGAUAGAGGUAGCAGCUUAUGGUGCACUUUUGCUGGUGGAUGGGGCAGGAGGGGUAUGCUUCUUCUACAAAGGCUCGAUCCGAAGCAGCUGUUAGGUGUCAUUGUGGAUUGUAGAUUUUAGUGCUGGCAAUUAUUGCUGAUGUUGCUGUGACCAUUGAUCUCUCUAGUAGCACAUGAGUGAUAUCGCUAUAUCUGUCUCAGCUGGUGUCUUGCAGCUUCAGAAAUUGAUAUUUCAAGCCUUUGUAACAUGCUUGCAAGCACCUUUGAAUUGGAAUAUUGUGGGUGUCUAACUGAUUAUCUGCCUACAGCUACCUUAGCAAACAGAAUAUCCUUGAGUAUCCAUCUGUCCUCCAUCUUCUAAGCCUGCCUGAACGUGGGAAGUUGCCCCUGCGAAUACAGUCACAUCUGUGUUUUGUCCUUUGGAUGCCAAGAUGCACUGGCAACAGUGAAGCUGAAAGUUGUUGCGCCUCCCCUCUCUAGCUGGAAGUCAUUCAUAGUUCACAGUAGUACAAGACACUAAGAACACAGACCUUAUUAACCAGCUCCAGAUGGUAAUUCAUAUAACAAGUUCAACAUCAGGACACAAAUUAUUUGCUUCUGUGGAUCCAAUGUGACAGAAUUUGCUAGCCACUUUCAGUAAGAUGUUGUAACACCCUGUACCAUAAACAUGGUUUUCUUGAUGCUUACUAUAGGGAGACCAAGUUUCAGGCAUGGAAGAAAUAAUUCAUAACUCUUUCGGGCUGUUUUCAAUGUAGUACCCAGUGCAGUGUCAUCGGUGUAGAGGACUAUUUUGGACAGCUUCAGCAUGAAGAAUGAAGUGAAACCGGGCUCUGGCCCUGGUCCUGCUUUGAUUGGUAUUUUCGUAGCCUUGCUCCUAACCUUUGCCCUCUCUGCAGAUGCGGAAGAAGUUUACCUGCAAACUAGAUCAGAAGGCAAACUUUACAAUCCACCCAGAAACACACCACAUCUUGGUCAAAGAACUCCUCUGCAUUGAUGUUUUUUUUGUAGUUUGUUAAUAAUCAACGCCUCACAGCUCAGCAGUGUGUUUAGCUGGAGGAUCAGGGCUGGGAUCUAAACCUACAGAUACUCAGUUCAGAUGAGGAUCUUAAUCCUGAAGUUCAUCAUGUUAACCAGCUGACUGUGCUCCGAUUGAAGGCUUGGAUUUUCUCACAGUGGAGCAAAAUAAUAAGCUUAUCUGCUAAGACCUUCAUCACAUAUAUUCGGUACCUCUAUACUUAACUAUUCCAGUUCUCUCGUGGUUAACCUCUCAUUUUCCACUUUCCAGAUUUAAGAUCAUCCAGAAUUUACUGUUUGACUCAUCAGCUCUGUAUGAGCCUAUCCACUUCAGUUGCUGGUCCAGCAUCUCAAUUUUACAAGUCUCACCCUCAUUUGAAACUACAAGGACUAGAUUUUGCCUACUUUCAGCCUCACAAAUCAAGUGCAUCCAAUUCUCAAUUGAACAGAAUCAGUUGAACUGUUCAAUCAGUUGAACAAGUAUCAAAACCAGUUAAAAUAAACCAGAGCUGCUAUCAGUCAAGCUGAAAAAAUUUAUCACCUGGGUUCAGAAGUGUCUGGCAUGGCCAUUUGGUAUUAUUAAGCAGUUGAUGAUUUGUUUCUGGUUGGAGAUUAGCCAUGAGUGCUGCCUGGUAGGGGUCAGUCAGUCAUCGAAUCCCUACAAUGUGGAAACAGGCCAUUUGGCCCAACAAGUCCAGGCUGGCCAAGCCUCCAAAGAGCAUCCCACCCAGACUCAUACCCCUAUCCUAUCCCUAUAACUCUGCAUUUCCUAUGGCUAAUACACCUGCACAUCCCUGAACACUAUGAGCAACUUAACAUGGCCAACCCACCUAACCUGCACAUCUUUGGCCCAUGGGAGGAAACCAGACCACCUGUGGAAACCCACGCAGACAUGAGAACAUGUGAACUCCACACCUGAGGGCGGAAUCGAACCCAGGUCCCUGGUGCUGUGAGGUAGCAGUGCUAACUGUUGAGCCACCGUGCUGCCCUCAAUCGGGGUCUUGAGGCCGUCCAGAUGAUUGGGAUACCACAGGAUUUACUUAGUGUUGGGACAGUUUCUGUUUCCUAAACUCUUGGCCACUGUCAGGCUUCAGAAUUCCAACAACUUGUCAGCCUCCCAAAUCCCACUGUCCUGUCUGACUUCCAGCAGGUGUCAGUGUCUACUUGUGGUGUUUCUCUGAAAUAAUGUACAGGAAAAGAUUCAAAAGGCAACCAUAUUUCCUGGAAACCUAACGACAAUCAGAUAGUGAUAUUUUUAUUAAUGAAGAUUUCAGUCAGUGGUUUGCAGCUUGUAAUGUUAUUUCAAAAACAUUGCUCUUGCCAGCUCAAGCACAUUAAUGUUUCUUUGCAAAUUUUAUUUCCCCCCCCACCCCCCCAUGCUUUCGGAUUUUCAGGUGACAUUAUACAGACUGGGAUGAGAAUGAUCAGUGCUCCAGAAUAAAUGUUCUGCUGUUGAGUGCCAGAACUAAGCUUGCCUAUACCAGGUUCAGCACCAUCUACGUACAGAGCAAGAUCCUGUUUCACUGUACAAUUAAACACUGCCAGGGUAUUUUCCCUAGUAAGUGGAAGCAGUUUUCUGUCUUUAGUGACCAAGAUCUAAGCUCAGCCUUUGUCUCCUUUUAAGAUUCUCUUUUGAAGAUACUCCUUUUAAAAAAAACUACCUCCUUGACCAAACUUUGGUCAUCUGUACUAAUAUUGUCUCCUUUGCCUUUGUUAGUUUUUAUCUGAUUGCCCUGUUUGAACAUCUUACUACAUUAAAGGUGCUAUACAAACA
Molecule: messenger RNA, 5591 nt
Organism: Stegostoma tigrinum
Lineage: Eukaryota; Metazoa; Chordata; Chondrichthyes; Orectolobiformes; Stegostomatidae
Gene: amdhd2
Product: amidohydrolase domain containing 2
Exons: 12
Coding region: 951-2201 (416 amino acids)
Biological process (GO): N-acetylglucosamine catabolic process
Molecular function (GO): N-acetylglucosamine-6-phosphate deacetylase activity
Source: RefSeq, a predicted model, not a curated record